Messenger RNA from Alnus glutinosa, 414 nucleotides. RefSeq lists its product as uncharacterized. Lineage: Eukaryota; Viridiplantae; Streptophyta; Magnoliopsida; Fagales; Betulaceae. The transcript has a single exon. Gene Ontology annotation, biological process: response to auxin. The record is from RefSeq and is a predicted model, not a curated record. Bases 1 to 414 code for a protein of 137 amino acids.
AUGGCUGGUCUGGGCCUCCAAAUGAUUCCUUUGCAAAGUACGGGCCCGACCCGGAUACCGCCAGAUAAACCCGCUGUAGAGAAAGCCCAAGCCCAUCUCGAAACUCAUCACCUGGGGUCGGCGGUUGACAAACGAAGCGAGAAGUUGAGAACUCUGUGCUGUAGAAAACCCGGGUCGGGGGUUAUGUACUCGUGGACUACGAGCCGUUGGAUAGGGCGAAGAAGGUGGCGGCAUCUGGCCAUGUACGUGGAGCAACAAGACGGUGGCUUUCACAGAGUUUUGGUGCCCGUGAUGUACUUUAACCAUCCCCUGUUUGGUGAGCUUCUAAGGGAGGCUGAGGAGGAGUCUAGGCAUCAGCACCAGGGCGGGAUCACGAUCCCCUGUCAACAGGUUACCCGGGUCGUGUUCAGGUAA